Molecule: messenger RNA, 1204 nt
Organism: Theobroma umbraticum
Lineage: Eukaryota; Viridiplantae; Streptophyta; Magnoliopsida; Malvales; Malvaceae
Source: RefSeq, a predicted model, not a curated record
CCUCCUUCGUUUUGUGUAAAUUUUAGUACUCCUACGUUGUCUCUUUUGGCUGAUUAAAAGACAUUAUAGUUUACAGAAACAGAAAAGAAAAAAAAACCCAGGUUUUUUCUUUUUCCAACAGAUUGAAUGCAAAGCAGCCAAUGGGAGAAGAAAACAAGAAGAUCAACAAAGAAGAGGUAAUUGCAAAACUCAAGGACGAUGGUGACUUCGACAAGCUCCGUCUCAAAAUCAUUCGCAAGCUCAAGGAUAACGAUGAAUUACGCAACAACAUCAUUGCAGCUGUGAAGCAAUCAGCAGCGCUUAACCGUCCAGGUGCUGAAAAUAUGAAACCAAGACAACUAUCAGACGCCAUACAUGAGGAGGUUGGGAACAAAGUAAUGGGCCAAAUUUCUGAUAGUCUGUGGGAAGUAAUCAGAUCAGAAGGUGGCAUGAGAAGUGAAAUUACAGAAACAGUACAAUCUGUGUACAAUAAAUUAGUCAAUCCUCAAGGGAAAGAAGAGGGCGAAUCAUCUAUUCAUGAUAUGAUGCCUGUCAAAAAGGAAGCUGAAAAUAAUGGUUUCAUUAAGGGCUCAACUGGUAGAGUUGAUGAUACAUUAUCUGAUGGUGAGCCAAAAGAACCACCAGGUUUCUCUCUGUCCAAUAUUCAUCACAGCAACCACCAUCAGCAGCAGAAUGAGGCAGAGCAGCAGCUUCCUAGGCCUUAUGAAAUUGGACCUAUCGAAAACUGGCAGGAAGAGCCUCGCCACUCACAGAAUGGGCAGGAACAGGAUAAUGUUGAUGUUGGUGUGCCACCUGGCUUUUCUGAAGAUAUUGACCAGAAGCAGUCAUGUGAUGUUAGUGAUGAGGACCCGGAUGUGCCUCCUGGAUUUGGUUGAUGAGAAUCAACUUGCAAGUCAUUUUUCACUACCAUCGUGCAGCUCAGAAACUGGCAUCGCAGCUAGGAUGCUCACACCCGGCCAUAUAAUGUCUGGUUUCAAGAUUCCAGGGCUAGCAGAACUAGGGCCUCUUGAGGAUGAAGAAGUGACUUGAGGAUUAUCUUUCAAACCGGAAAAAGUUCCUUCAAACAAGAUAGUGGCAGUUGGUUUUGAUGUCGAAUUGAUGUAGUUUAGGAUGUUCAUUCCUGCCGUGUAUCUCACAUUUGUUGCAGGAAGUACGUGAGGAUCAGCUAUUGUACUAAAUCCAUUGAGCUCAUCAUUCAUGAGAA